Messenger RNA from Adineta steineri, 795 nucleotides. The record is from the annotation of a GenBank genome assembly. NCBI's taxonomy places the organism in Eukaryota, Metazoa, Rotifera, Eurotatoria, Adinetida, Adinetidae.
AUGGAAUCAAACGAUGCACGUUCUAACAAACUAUCGAGUUAUACUUCCCGAAAACGAAGAUCAUCUCGUGAAUCGAAUUCCUCUCUUGAUCGACACGGAAUUCGAACCGAAACCGCGGAUGAAGGUCUUGAUACAUUGCAACUCUUACACCGGUUGGAAUCAAAGAACCGAGAGUUGGAAACACGUAUCAACAACAUGUACACGGAAUUCAAGACAAUGAGAUCUGAAAAUCAAGAUCUUAAAUCACGUAUCAACAAACUUGAACGUCGAUCACAUGAUACCACGCCUAUGAAUCAAGAUGUGCAGCUAGAAGAUUACGAUUCUGAGCAACCUUGUAUAGAAAUACAAGCUGGGAGUACGAAUGUUGACCAACUUGUUAAAGACUUCGACAAACGGUUCGGGUUACAUACUUUAUCAUUAAAAGUGAAUCCGACGACAUCGCAAAUAGAAUUUGAUUGUUUGACUCAAAUUCAGUCUAUUCGAGCUUAUUCUUUAAAACAAGAGAAAACGGAUCAAAAGAAUCAAACUUCAGAAUUACUACGUGUCAUUACAACAUCACCCAAUUUGCCUGAUUAUUUAUUUCUGAAUCGUGGUUAUCGUCGACUUGAAUCAGUAAAUACCAAUACAUGGAAAGUUAUACGAGGAUGGUCCAAACAAGACUUAGAUUAUGGCAAUCAAGAUACAAUAGGAUUGAUAACAUGUAGUUAUGAUGGUUCUUAUUUAGCAAUGAAAAUUAAGUGGAAUGAACGUACCAUUCGACCAGGAGAAAUGGUUAAUUAUCGACGAGAAGAAUAA